Orycteropus afer afer is the source of this 1203-nucleotide messenger RNA. RefSeq names its product F-box and leucine rich repeat protein 14 (gene FBXL14). Gene Ontology annotation, biological process: SCF-dependent proteasomal ubiquitin-dependent protein catabolic process. Lineage: Eukaryota; Metazoa; Chordata; Mammalia; Tubulidentata; Orycteropodidae. Gene Ontology annotation, cellular component: SCF ubiquitin ligase complex. The record is from RefSeq and is a predicted model, not a curated record. Gene Ontology annotation, molecular function: protein binding.
AUGGAGACCCACAUCUCAUGCUUGUUCCCGGAGCUGCUGGCCAUGAUCUUCGGCUACCUGGACGUCCGGGACAAGGGGCGCGCGGCGCAGGUGUGCACGGCCUGGCGGGACGCCGCCUACCACAAGUCGGUGUGGCGGGGGGUGGAGGCCAAGCUGCACCUGCGCCGGGCCAACCCGUCGCUGUUCCCCAGCCUGCAGGCCCGGGGCAUCCGCCGGGUGCAGAUCCUAAGUCUCCGCCGCAGUCUCAGCUACGUGAUUCAGGGCAUGGCUAACAUUGAGAGUCUAAACCUAAGCGGCUGUUACAACCUCACCGACAACGGGUUGGGCCACGCGUUUGUGCAGGAGAUCGGCUCCCUGCGCGCCCUCAACCUGAGCCUCUGCAAGCAGAUCACCGACAGCAGCCUGGGUCGCAUAGCUCAGUACCUCAAGGGCCUGGAGGUACUGGAGCUGGGGGGUUGCAGUAACAUCACCAACACCGGCCUCCUGCUCAUCGCCUGGGGCCUGCAGCGCCUCAAGAGUCUUAACCUCCGCAGCUGCCGCCACCUCUCGGAUGUGGGAAUUGGGCAUCUCGCCGGCAUGACGCGCAGCGCGGCCGAGGGCUGCCUGGGCCUGGAGCAGCUCACACUGCAGGACUGCCAGAAGCUCACUGAUCUUUCUCUAAAGCACAUCUCCCGAGGGCUGACGGGCCUGAGGCUCCUCAAUCUCAGCUUCUGCGGGGGUAUCUCAGACGCCGGCCUUCUGCACCUGUCGCACAUGGGCAGCCUACGCAGCCUUAACCUGCGUUCCUGUGAUAACAUCAGUGACACAGGCAUUAUGCAUCUAGCCAUGGGCAGUCUGCGCCUCUCGGGGUUGGAUGUGUCGUUCUGUGACAAGGUAGGGGAUCAGAGUCUGGCCUACAUAGCUCAGGGGCUGGACGGCCUCAAGUCCCUUUCCCUCUGCUCCUGCCACAUCAGUGAUGAUGGCAUCAACCGCAUGGUGCGACAGAUGCAUGGGCUGCGCACGCUCAACAUCGGGCAGUGUGUGCGCAUCACAGACAAGGGCCUGGAGCUGAUUGCUGAGCACCUGAGCCAGCUUACUGGUAUCGACCUGUAUGGCUGUACCCGAAUCACCAAGCGUGGCCUGGAGCGCAUCACGCAGCUGCCCUGCCUCAAGGUACUCAACCUGGGACUCUGGCAGAUGACGGACAGUGAGAAGGUCAGGUGA